AAAAGCCGGCGUGGUAUUUUUUUACUAUCUUUCUUCCGGUCACCUUGCCCUCAAGUCGUGCGAAUUUUUUUUUGGAAAAAAUGCCUAACGAAAAUCAAAUUGACCUAUCCGGUGAUGGCGGCGUCCUAAAAGAGAUCCUGAAAGAGGGUCAGGGCACGGAGACGCCGCACACUGGCUGCACGGUGUCUCUGCACUACACCGGCCGCUUGGUGGACGGCACCGAGUUCGAUUCGAGCAUUUCCCGCGAGCCCUUCGAAUUUCCGCUCGGCAAAGGCAAUGUGAUCAAGGCCUUUGACAUGGGGGUGGCCACCAUGAAGCGCGGCGAGCGCUGCUUCCUCACGUGUGCCCCGAAUUAUGCCUACGGGGCUGCCGGCAGCCCACCCACCAUUCCGCCAGACGCUACUCUGAUCUUUGAGCUGGAAAUGCUAAACUGGAAGGGCGAGGAUUUGAGUCCCAAUCAGGACGGCAGCAUUGAUCGCACCAUUCUGGAGGCUAGCGAUAAGAAGCGGUCACCCAGCGAUGGUGCCUUUGUCAAGGCCCAUAUUUCUGGCACUUUCGAGGGUCGCAUGUUUGAGGAACGCGAUGUAGAGUUCGAUUACGGUGAGGGCAGUGCCAUCGGCAUUAUCGAGGGUGUCGAGAUUGCCCUGGAGAAGAUGAACAUAGGCGAGACCUCCAAAAUCAAGAUCCAGUCAAAGUAUGCCUUUGGCGACAAGGGACAUGAUGAAUUUAAGAUCCCACCACGCUCUACCGUGGAGUAUACUGUGAAGCUCAUCGACUGCGGCAAGAAGCUGGAGGAGUGGAAGCUGAGCGACGAGGAACGCCUGGCAGAGGCCAAGGCAUACAAGGAGAAGGGCACCAACUAUUUCAAGAAAGAAAACUGGUCUCUGGCCAUCAAGAUGUACAACAAAUGUCAGAGCCUGCUGCCCACCAAUGCCGAUACAAACGAGGAGGUGAAGAAGGUCAAGAUCGCCACGCACAGCAAUAUUGCGCUGUGCCACCAGAAGUCCAACGAUCACUUUGAAGCCAAGCAGGAGUGCAACGCGGUUCUAGCUCUGGAUGAGAACAAUGUAAAGGCUCUUUAUCGUCGUGGUCAGUGCAACCUGACCAUCAAUGAGCUGGAUGAUGCUCUCGAAGAUUUCCAAAAGGUUAUCCAAUUGGAGCCGAACAACAAGGCCGCUGCCAACCAAGUUAUCAUCUGCAAGCAGAAGAUCAAGGAGAGCAAGAACAAAGAGAAGAAGCUCUAUGCCAACAUGUUCACCAAAUUGGCUGCCAACGAUAAAGAGGAUGAACCCGUGCGCGAAACCGACGUGCUGAGCAAGUGCGGCGAGUGGUCUGAAGAGGAUGCCAAACGCGAGGCUGAGCUCACGCUAGAGCGCGACAAUAUAAUCAUGAUCUAGAGCGGAUCAACAUCUUAGUGCUUUAAAUAUUAUUAUUAUUAUACCCCAAGGGCUUAUAGUCCCUCAUCGAAAAUCCAGUAAAUGUAAUGAAGAAAUGCUUAUUAUAUGAAAUACUUAAAUAAAACGCUUUGAGUGCUA
Messenger RNA from Drosophila serrata, 1535 nucleotides. It is a transcript of the gene Fkbp59, whose product is annotated as FK506-binding protein 59kD. Lineage: Eukaryota; Metazoa; Arthropoda; Insecta; Diptera; Drosophilidae. Gene Ontology annotation, molecular function: protein binding; peptidyl-prolyl cis-trans isomerase activity. The record is from RefSeq and is a predicted model, not a curated record.